CAACCAGAUUAAGCAUUAAUUUUAAGCGGGACUUUCCAAUUUACAAAUGUCAUUGAUUGUGUUCUAAUUAAAGACAAAGUCACUAAUUCAUAACUGAUAUGCAAGAUUACUUUUGAUAUUUAGUUGUUAAAUUCAUGCAUCAUGGCAAUAAUAAAAUGUAGUUUGUCAAAAGACACUAGCUUUUGUAUUAUUAAUAGAAAUGAAUGUUAACUUUCGUUGAGUGUUUCCAUUGAAUAUCUAACAUUUUAACUUGUUUCUGAACAAAAUUUGAACAGAUCUCCAUGACAAGAUGUCAAUCGCGUUAGUAAUUGGUUUCACUGAUUCAUCAAUGUCAGCUUUAUCCAAAUCUGGUUAUGCACUUUUCAAAAGCUACAAAAACCCACCAAUUUUUUGGAAACUAUCGGAAUUGCGUCAACACUCCAACUAUCUGGGAAUCCAAUCCAGACCAGUAUUGGUAAGGAAUCUAAAGAGACGAAUAGAUUUCCAUAAUUCAAGGUACUUUUGUUCGCAGUCGAGUAGAGUUUUCAUGCCUUCAGAGGAAUUUGAGGUAAAAAAUAGAAAUAAUGCUUCUCUAUCCAAAGAUGAACAUCAAGAGAUCAUUAGCUCAACCGGAAAGACCAAGAAAACAACCGACGUGUUGUUUGAUAUGUUUGCAGACUCUUCUGGAAAGGUUCGUGUCAACAAAUUUUUCUCGGCCUUAUCAGCCACUGGUUUACAUGUAAAUGACCCUAGAUUGAAAGAAAUAACAAGUAAAUUGAACAGCAUUUGGAAGGAAAAGCAAGAAUCUGGUUCAUUUGAAGCUUUAACUUUGGACAGAGAAACGUUCGGAUCAGUUAUUAAGGAAAACAUUGUACUGAUCAGUAAAGCUCUUCGAUAUCAAUUUGUGAUACCAGAAUUUCAACAGUUUUGCCAUCAAAUUGAAUCCUUUUAUUGGAAAUGUAAAUCAUCAACUGGCGGUAAAGUUGCCCAGUAUAUUCCUCAACUGGCCAAGUACAAUCCUGAUUUAUGGGGUGUUGCUUUGUGUACAACGGAUGGUCAACGAUAUUCAAUUGGAGACACACAAAUACCAUUUACUAUUCAAUCCUGUGGUAAACCAAUUAACUAUGCAAUUGCUUUAAGUGAAUUAGGAGCUGACACUGUGCAUCGUCAUGUUGGUCAAGAACCUUCUGGGCGAAUGUUUAAUGAAUUAGUUCUCGAUCAUAAUAAUAAACCCCACAAUCCGAUGGUUAACGCUGGAGCAAUCGUCAUUAGCUCUCUUCUUCUUUACCUGAUUGAGCCUGGAAUGAGAGCUUCUGAAAAGUUUGACUGGAUCAGUGACUAUUUCAAAUCAAUGGCUGGUGGUGAAUACAUUGGCUUCAGCAACGCAACUUUCCUGUCCGAAAGAGAAGCCAAUGAUCGUAAUUACGCCAUUGGAUAUUAUAUGAAAGAAAACAAAUGUUUUCCUGAUAAUGUUCAUCUUAAAGAUGCCAUGGACUUUUAUUUCCAGAUGUGCUCAUUAGAAGUCAAUUGCUCAACGGUAGCUGUGAUUGCGUCCACCUUAGCUAAUGGUGGAAUCUGUCCAACCACAGGUCAACGAAUUAUAUCGCCACAAGCAGUCAGAGAUGUGCUUUCACUCAUGCAUUCUUGUGGAAUGUAUGAUUACUCUGGACAAUUUGCCUUCAAUGUCGGUUUACCAGCUAAAUCAGGAGUCUCUGGCUGCACUAUGGUUGUGGUACCUAAUGUAAUGGGACUGGCUUUAUGGUCACCUCCUUUGGAUAAUUAUGGAAACUCUGUUCGUGGGUUACAAUUUUGCGAAGAGCUUGUAUCAGUAUUCAAUUUUCACCACUUUGACAAUCUUCGUCAUGUUCCCCAUAAAAAAGAUCCUCGAAGACAUCGAUUUGAAGAUAAAGGCCUAAAUAUUGUUAGCUUAUUGUUUUCAGCCUGUUCGGGUGAUGUUUCAGCGCUCAGACGCCAUUAUUUAUCAGGGAUGGACAUGAAAUUAACUGAUUAUGACGGAAGAACAGCAUUACAUUUAGCAGCAUCAGAAGGACAUUUAUCGUGUGUUGAAUUCCUGUUGAAAGUCUGUAAAGUACAAUCCAACCCAAAAGACAGAUGGAAUCACACUCCAUUGGAUGAAGCUAAAUACUUUAAUCAUCUUCAUGUUGUUGAAUUAUUACAAAGGUGGGAGGAAGAUGCAAAGUGAACCUGAAAAAUUCACUUCACCUGGACUAUUUACAAUUAUCCAACUUGGGAUGAUUGGAUGAUCAUCUGUAAAUAACCUUUUCUCAUUCCAUCGUUUCAACUACAAUUUUUGCCUGAAUUUGGAGGACAUUUUCCAGCUAUAAAUGAAAUUUCAACCCGACUUUUGUGGUUGUAAAAAUGUUCAUGUGAACAGAUGAAAGUAUCACCUUUUUUUCAAUAAACUGUACGUUUUAUUGAUUACAAUCGAUCGGGUGAUUGAUUGAUUGUGAAAUGUUAUGCAUAAAAUAAAGAUUUAUUCUGGUAAAUAAAGUUGA
This is a messenger RNA of Tetranychus urticae (two-spotted spider mite), 2495 nucleotides long. Its product is annotated as glutaminase liver isoform, mitochondrial-like. Gene Ontology annotation, molecular function: glutaminase activity; protein binding. NCBI's taxonomy places the organism in Eukaryota, Metazoa, Arthropoda, Arachnida, Trombidiformes, Tetranychidae. Gene Ontology annotation, biological process: L-glutamine catabolic process. The record is from RefSeq and is a predicted model, not a curated record.